Messenger RNA from Fusarium sp. VM40, 1365 nucleotides. The record is from the annotation of a GenBank genome assembly. Lineage: Eukaryota; Fungi; Ascomycota; Sordariomycetes; Hypocreales; Nectriaceae.
AUGGCUACCAUGAAAUUUGACAACUGCACUAUUCAGCGACAAAUUGGUGAAGAAGUUCGGAUCCAAGCACAUCAAAGAGUAUUGAUGGAGUCAGAAAGCAGCCUAGAGCUUCUCCAGGGACUUUUGAUCUACCUGGCUUGGUACCAGUACUUUUUUAGCUACGAGAAACAGCAAAUCGUUCAGCUAGCUCAGUUGUGUGUCUCGCUGGUUCAUAGCUUAGGACUUGACCAGAACCCCAACAACGUAAGACGAAAAGUCGACCUAGGCCCUGAUGAGACAGCGUCAGGUAGAAAGGCUGCACGUUCAACAGAUCAACUUCGGGCCCUUCUUGGAACAUACUGCACAGCCUCUUGGGUAUCUACCAAAUUCCGAACUCGUUGCGCAAUCCCUUACACAGGAUAUAUCAAGCAGAGUUGGGAGAUAUUGCUAGCCAAGAAUGAGUAUCAGAGCGAUGCUCUGAUUGUGUACUUCGUACGCGUCAAUGAACUGAGCCGUCGCAUAUGUGAUACUUUUGGAUAUGACGACUUGGAAAACUCAGGUGUAAGGGGAGAGUUCGUCAGUGCUAUGACUUUACAGUCUUUGAGCAAUGAAUCUAUGCUAUUGAAGGCGUCUAUUCCUCCACCUAUCCAAGGAAAUUUCGCACUCCAACUCGAGCUGUAUCUGCUUGAUACACUGAUCGGCGAGGUUGCGUUGCAUGAAGACUUUUGGGAUCGCUCGGCCACAGGGAAUUUGUUCCCUGCGAACAAUCCACCAUUUUUCCCCAAUACUAGACUUUCGAUCCUGUUUAAUUUGUUCCGCAGCUGUAAGCUUUUGAACGACGCUGUGAUGCAGUGCCCUGAUGAAGACCUUUGGUACAUUACAUUCUACACAACUGCCAAAGUCUGUCGAACGCUAUCAUGCCUCUCCAACGCUGGGAAAAUAGUCACGGAGAUCUCUAGAGAUGCCGGAUUUAGUUCAAGUGGUCCAUAUCUUGCGGACUAUGUCUUCCAGGUAUAUGAUGCUUCUGCUAUCGAACGGGCUGCUGAUCUAAGAGGGGAGGCUAAGCGAUUGCGGGCGAAGUUCAGAAAUUUGUCGCCCUUAGUACAGAACACCAGUGAUGAGGCUGAUAUAAUGUUUGGGUUCAGUGAGAUGAUAUGGGCUGUUUCCACCGCGUAUGAACAGUCUCGGGGUGUAGAAGCAGGUCCACUCACUUUCUCCAUCAUUAGUGACGAACAGUACACUUCUCCCGAGGCAGGUAGUUCCAGUGGUUAUUUGUCGAGCACUGGAUCUGGAAAUGUUCAUCUGGGCACGGCAUUAGACUUUGAAGCUAUUGAGGAUGGUACUUGGGAGGAGUUAUUAGCUAGGAUUACUACGACAGCUGAGUAG